Molecule: messenger RNA, 882 nt
Organism: Egretta garzetta (little egret)
Lineage: Eukaryota; Metazoa; Chordata; Aves; Pelecaniformes; Ardeidae
Gene: MSS51
Product: MSS51 mitochondrial translational activator
Exons: 4
Source: RefSeq, a predicted model, not a curated record
GGGGGACGCCAGCAGCACCCAGGGACCCAUGAAUCGGCCCCCUCACCCGCACCCCUCUCUCCCGCCACCGCCGUGGCCCAGCGAAACGCAGGCGCUGCCCCCAAAACCGGCCGCCCCAAGAAGCCCGUGGAGGAGCUGGCGGCAAGGGGACCCGACGUGGAUUCUCUGGGCUUCCGGGCCAUGGACCGCAACGUGCCGGGGCUGUCCCACGUCAUCCUCCAGAAGCUCAACAUGAAGAGCUACGAGGACUACAACUCCAGCCCCCCCCAGCUGGGUCCAGUAGCCCUGCAGCCCGGGUGGGAUGGGCAGCCCGGGCUCUGGGGCCACCGCUGCAACCCAAAACGCUUCUCCCUACCCCCCCCAGGAGACAUCCCCUUCCCCACGGAGACCUGGACAAAACCCGCCCGGGAUGUGGAGGGCUGGGAGGACUGGUUCUCCAUGCAGGAGCAGCUGGAGGAGAAGCUGGGUGCCAUCCUGGCCGGGCGGUACAUGACCCUCCUCUGGGCCAACGCCGGGAAGCCCCGGCCGGAGGACGGGGAGCUGCGCGAAUCAGUCCGGCGGCUGGUCACCGACUUCCACUCACGGCCGAUCACCAUCGGCUUUGGGGCGCCGCGUUUCCACGCCUGCCCGGACCUGCUGGCGGGCUGGCUGCCCACCCUGCUGCUGCUGCGGGACUACCGCCUGCCCGUCCUCUUCACCGUCUACAGCGAGCAGGAGCUGAAGUCCUCCCUGCAGAUCCUGGUGGAGCUCGAGACACACAUCAUGGGCUACGCCGCCAACCCCUUCGCCUCGCUCCGGCCUGAGCAGGUCUACUCCAGCCCCAACAAGGCGCCCGUCUACUGCAGCUCCUACUACAUCGCCCUGCUGGGGCCGGCAGGCGCG